This is a messenger RNA of Myotis daubentonii (Daubenton's bat), 3545 nucleotides long. RefSeq names its product E3 ubiquitin-protein ligase BRE1B-like. NCBI's taxonomy places the organism in Eukaryota, Metazoa, Chordata, Mammalia, Chiroptera, Vespertilionidae. The record is from RefSeq and is a predicted model, not a curated record.
AUGGUCACUGAAGUCCAAGAUGGCGGCGCCGGACUGCUUCUGUUGCGGGUGACGGAAGUGCCGGAAGUCCCGGAAGUGCCUCGGGUGGCCGGAAGUGCCAUCUAUGACCGGAAGUGCCGCCAUUUGACCAACCGCCAACGGUGCGUUUCGGGGCCCACAGAGAAGUUGAGCCUCGAGGCCGCAACCGCGCUUAGAGGGCCUGUUCGUCUUGUCAUCUCUCUCUCGGGGGAGAUGGACCUGAAGGUCUUGCGGUUCAAGAAUAAGAAGCUGGCAGAGCGGCUGGAGCAGCGCCAGGCUUGUGAAGAUGAACUCCGAGAACGGAUUGAGAAGCUGGAAAAGCGGCAGGCCACCGAUGACGCCACACUCCUCAUCGUCAACCGCUACUGGGCCCAGCUGGAGGUCACCGUGGAAGCCCUUCUCCGACGCCUUGAGAAGCAGCGGGACCUGGCUGCAGGUACACAGCCACCUGGGGCCCAGGGGGUGCCGACGUCAGACCUGAGGGAGACCCUGCCCGCGCAGCGACGGCCCCCACUCAGCGAGCCGGCGUUGGCUUUCCGGGUGAAACAGGGCGCCCCCAGCAGUGAGGAGGUGGGGCUGCAGGGCCGGAUGGAGUUCUCCAAGGCCGCUGUGUCGCGUGUGGUCGAGGCCUCAGCCCGCCUACAGCGCCAGGUGGAGGGACUCUGUCGGCGCAUCUGCAGUCGAGGGGGAGGUGAGCCCCGCGGCGAGGCGGCUCGGGCACGCACCCGGGAGCUGGGCUGUGAGAACCGGCGACUUCAGGCCUUGGCCACCGAGCUACAGGAGAAGCACCACUGCAUCUCCCUGGAGUACGCGGAGCUCCAGGAUAAAGUGACAUCAGCAGACACCAAAGUGCUAGAGAUGGAGACCACAGUCGAGGACCUGCAGUGGGACAUUGAGAAGCUGCACAAGCGUGAGCAAAAGCUCAAUAAGCACCUGGCGGAGGCCUUGGAGCAGCUGAACUCUGGCUACCAUGUAUCCGGUAGCUCCUCAGGUUUCCAGGGAGGCCAGAUCACACUCAGCCUGCAGAAGUUUGAGAUGCUGAACGCGGAGUUAGAGGAAAACCAGUUAUUGGCCAACAGCCACAUGGCAGAGCUGGAGAAGCUCCAGGUCGAACUUCAGGAGGCUGUGCGGACCAAUGAGCACCUCAAGGUGGCCCUACGGAGUCUUCCUAAGGAGGUGGUACAGGAGACGGAGGAGUACCAAGUGCUGCAGGCCCAGUUCUCACUGCUUUACAAUGAGUCUCUGCAAGUGAAGGCCCAGCUAGAGGAGGCCCGGGGACUGCUGCUGGCCACCAAGAACUCACACCUGAUGCACAUUGAGCACAUGGAGAGCGAUGAGUUGGGGCUGCAGAAGAAGCUGCGUACAGAGGUUAUCCAGAUGGAGGACACACUGGCCCAGGUACGCAAGGAGUAUGAGAUGCUGCGCAUCGAGUUUGAACAGAACCUGGCCGCCAACGAGCAGGCAGGGCCCAUCAACCGUGAGAUGCGCCAUCUGAUCAGCAGCCUUCAAAGUCACAACCACCAGCUAAAGGGGGAUGCCCAGCGAUACAAACGGAAGCUGCGGGAAGUGCAGGCUGAGAUUGGCAAGUUCCAGGCCCAGGCCAGUGGCUCUAUGCACUCUAUCCCUGAGGACUCUGGUCUCAGUGCCCCAGAUCCAGGGCAAGAAGAGGGCGGGCCAGGCCCUAUUGGUGACCACGAAAGCAGAAAGGAGAUGGUUUCAAUGCCUGGUGCCACCAUGACUACCUCCUUAGCAAAGAUAGAGGAACUGGUCCCCUUUGAGGAAGAUGCUCAGGCCUUAACUCCCAGGGCCCCAGGCCCCUCCUCUUGGGUCCGAGAACCUGAGCCCAGGCCCCAAUGGGAGCUUCAGGAGUGGGAAGGGUUUGGCCUGGGAGCCCAAUCUAUGGCCUCAGCAUAUUCAAGAGCUGAUCGGGAAAAGGCCAAGGUGGAGGAGCCCAAGAGGAAAGAGUCCGAAUUCCUCAAAUGUCUUCGAGCAGACCUCAAGAAGGCCCAGGAAAGCCAGAAGGAGAUGAAGCUGCUGCUGGACAUGUACAGAACAGUGCCUAAGGAGCAACGAGAUAAGGUGCAGCUUAUGGCAGCUGAAUGCAAGAUCAAGGCCGAGGUCAGUGAGCUACGGAAUCACAUCCGAGAAUUGGAGGAGAGAGAUCAGAGGGAGAGGAAGAAGAUUGCGGACGAGGAUGCCAUGCGGCGCAUUCGGCAGGCAGAGGAGCAGAUAGAACAUCUGCAGCGCAAGUUGGGUGCCACCAAGCAGGAGGAGGAGGCUCUGCUGUCAGAGAUGGAUGUGACAGGUCAGGCUUUUGAGGACAUGCAAGAGCAAAAUAGGCGGCUGCUACAGCAGUUGCGGGAAAAGGAUGAUGCCAACUUUAAGCUGAUGUCAGAGCGGAUCAAGGCCAACCAGAUUCAUAAGCUGCUGCGAGAGGAGAGGGAUGAGCUGGGCGAGCAGGUUCUUUGCCUCAAGUCUCAGGUGGAUGCCCAGCUGCUGACCAUGCAGAAGCUGGAGGAAAAAGAGCAGGCCUUGCAGGGCAGCCUUGGAGGUGUGGAAAAGGAGCUGAUGCUAUGCAACCAGGCCCUGGAGCUCAGUAAAAGGAAGGCUGUGGAAUCAGCCCAGCUGGCCGAAGACCUGAAGGUGCAGCUGGAGCAUGUGCAGACACGGCUGCGAGAGAGCCAGCCUUGCUUGGCAGAGAGCCGUGCUGCUCGAGAGAAAGAGAGCUUCAACCUCAAGAGGGCUCAGGAGGACAUCUCACGGCUGCGGCGCAAGCUGGAGAAGCAGAGGAAGGUGGAGGUUUAUGCAGAUGCUGAUGAAAUCCUCCAGGAGGAGAUCAAGGAGUACAAGGCACGGUUGACCUGCCCCUGCUGUAACAUACGCAAGAAGGAUGCGGUGCUUACCAAGUGCUUCCACGUUUUCUGCUUUGAGUGUGUGCAGGGCCGCUAUGAGGCCCGCCAGAGGAAGUGCCCCAAGUGCAAUGUGGCCUUUGGUGCCCAUGACUUCCACCGUAUCUACAUCAGUUGAACCUGUAACUCAGGUAACGUUGGAACACCUAUGGACCCUAGGUACUAUGCCCCAAGUUCUUCCCCACCCUUUGUUCUGUAUCCUGUGGGCCCAGCUUCUCCCUCUCCCCAUCUAGUUGUUUGAGGUCCCUAGUACAUGUUGGUGAGCGUGGAGUCAGCCAAGUUCCACCUUUUUCCCCUGUCAGAGCUGAGGCACCUCCUCUGCUGGAAAGAUAUGCUAUGAGAUAUCAAAUGGGCCCAGAGCAUCCGACUAAGCUUCCUGAAAGCUGGCCCCAACCCUUUCAUCUCCACAGGCCCAUCCCAGCCCUAAGGGGGAAGUUCCCCAGGCUGUGACCUCCGUGAAAGAGGAGGCUGACUGCUUGCUUACACACCCACAAGUGGGGAUCAGGUGGGUCAGGUCUCCAGUCUCUUGCUCUGAGAUUAGACACUGGAGCCCAGGGAGUCUUUCUUCACUCCCUGCCCUCCAAGCAUGGGCAAGGUUUCCCUGCCUGUGGAGUUCCC